Messenger RNA from Ziziphus jujuba (common jujube), 1852 nucleotides. Its product is annotated as negative regulator of systemic acquired resistance SNI1. The coding region runs from base 272 to 1702 and encodes 476 amino acids. Gene Ontology annotation, cellular component: nucleus; Smc5-Smc6 complex. Lineage: Eukaryota; Viridiplantae; Streptophyta; Magnoliopsida; Rosales; Rhamnaceae. Gene Ontology annotation, biological process: DNA damage response; negative regulation of DNA-templated transcription; negative regulation of systemic acquired resistance. The record is from RefSeq and is a predicted model, not a curated record. The transcript is spliced from 15 exons. Gene Ontology annotation, molecular function: transcription cis-regulatory region binding.
CAAAUUGAAUCAAUCCUUAAAUAAAAGUUGAAAACCAUAUCUUUAGCAUUUAAAACUUUUCUUUAAUAAUUAAAAAAAAAAUCUUUAAUACAUAUAUAUAUAUAUAUAUUUUUUAUUUUUUUAAUUUUUUUUUGUUUGGUUAAUUAAAAUUUCGAAAUCACCGGUUUAACCUAAGGUACCGGCUUGAGAAGCAAUUUGGCGGGAAGGAAGAACCAAAUUUUUUAGGAUUAGGGUUUCAAAAGUUUGUCUCACUCUCUCACAGAGAGCAAAGAUGGCGAUCUGUGACAGAAGAAAAACCAUCAAUAGAGGAGCAUUAGAGGAGAACAUCUUGGCCAUCAUCGAUGCCUCCGAAGCCAAAGACAGUCAGGACGCUCAUGAUGACCGAAUUGCUUUUCUUGAAGCCGUUCGUGCUACAUCGAUUGUCUCAGAAAGUCGAACUCAACCUUCCUAUAAAAUAUGUCAGGCGGUAUUCAAGAUCCUAAGGAUUGAGAAAUCUCUGGAGUUGAUUAUCACAAGUUAUCAGCUUUUGAAUGAGUUAGAUAAGUGUUUCCCCCGAGUUUAUUUGUCUGGAAUAGAUCAAUUGGAAUCAACUAACAAACAUAUGACUGAAUUGGUCGUGGUUAAAGAGGCUUGGUCACCUUUUAUAUUUAGCUUGGAGAUUGCCAGUUCUGAGAGAGGAGCUGCUAAAGAUGCUGAGGGACUGUUAGACUCAUCUGGUUUUCUUAUCCUGAUACAAUACCUUGCUGAUGUGGCUGAUGAAAAUACAUUUCAAUCAUGUGAUACGAAGUCCCUGGGAAAGAUGUUACUGUUUCAAUAUCUAGUCAACAUUCUUGAAGGUGAUUUUAUACCUCGCAAAACCAUGUAUGAAGAAACCACAAACUGGAUCCUUCUGAGGGAGUCUUUGCUCAACAUGCUUUUGGUAUCAAGAAAAAUAAACUUCAAAAGCUUAAUGAAGGAUUGCUUAACUAUUAUGUGUAAGCUGUAUCAAAUUUGUAUCGGAUUCAGUGAUGACGUGGUAUGUCCUGACAAUUCUGUGUCAAAAUCAACCAAAAAGUGUGAUGUUGCUGUAGAAAUUACUUCUCUUGAGGUAGGAAAGAAUACAAGCAUUGCUGUGCGGAAACUUCUCAAUAUGAUCAUGGAGCUUGAUACAUGUAAGAAUAAAGCAGAUGCACAAGGUUGUACUACCCGAGCUGAUGGUGUCAGAACGCCUCUAGUGGAGAUAAUUCUAGAUGAAUUAACUUAUAAUAAUGAUAUUCUUCAACCUUUUCUUCAGGUCUUUGAUGAUCCUAAAUUGAAGCUUGAAGUAGUUGAGCAAUAUUUUUGGAAAUACAUUUCUAAGCCUUCUGUUCGCACUCGUAGAUCGAAUGGUUCUGCAGAUGAUACAACAUUCAUUGGAGCAUUGAAGUGCUUUUCAAAUGUUACCAGCACAAGAAGUAUUAUUAAGAAAAUAGGGACAGAAGAAGCUCAGUUGCUUUUGGUACAUGGUUUUCAGGCUUAUCUGUCAGUACCAUCCAGACAAUAUCCUGAUGAAGACAACUCCCAUGGCAACCCGGAAAGUAGAAGCAGUUCUGUUAUUGACAUAUGCAAGAAUAUGAUAUCUGCUUUUAAAAGUCUGAGAACUGCAGCAGAGCACAUGGAAAUCUUGUUGUGUUCGAAAGAAGCACUAUUUAUGGCAGCCACAAUCCUUUCAGUGAAUUCAUAGGAGCUCUGAAACAGUUUUUGCUUGUAUUCGACACUUCAUGUGGGAUGCUACACUUUGGCAUCUGUUUUGAAAAUGAUCUAUGUGUAUAUAUUGCUUGUAUUCUGUUGUCGAAUAUGCCCCCGAAACAAAUGAAAGCUUCUUUUUUUCUCA